Emiliania huxleyi CCMP1516 is the source of this 699-nucleotide messenger RNA. RefSeq lists its product as hypothetical. The record is from RefSeq and is a predicted model, not a curated record. The transcript is spliced from 6 exons. Bases 1 to 699 code for a protein of 232 amino acids. NCBI's taxonomy places the organism in Eukaryota, Haptophyta, Isochrysidales, Noelaerhabdaceae.
AUGCAAUUCACGGCGGCGCUGUACUCACUCCUGCACCUCAACGGUUUCCCCGGGGACACCGACUUCUACCGCAGGGAGUGCGCCGGCGCGGCGCGCGUCCUUGAGCUCGGCGCUGGCGAUGGCCGCAUCGGCGCGGCGCUCCUCGCCUCGCCCGAGAGCCAGCCACACUACACCGGCGUGGAGCUCGACGACGAGCUCGCUGCUGCCGCGCGCGAGCGGCUGAGCGAGCACGCCGGCGCUCGCGUCCUGACGUGCGACAUGCUCUCUCCCGGUGCUGCGGGAGGGGGAGGGGGCGGCGGGGAGGGCUCCGGCGGCGGGGAGGCCUUCGAUGCGGCACGCGGAGCUGCUCGAGCGAUGCGCCGGGGCGCUGCGGCCGGGCGAGCUGCGCCUGGCGCCCCCGCCUGCGUUGGUGGCGGGCUGUGCAUUCACACCGCGCCGCUGAGGGCAGGCGGCGCGCUGCUUUUCGACGUCUACAACGCGCGCGACUGGCGCAAAGACGCGCUUGCGGGCCGCGAGUGGACGGUGUACGAGCGGGACGCGGAGGUGAACGAGCACCACUACGCGCUGCCCGAGCAGCUGAGCGCGCUGCUGGCUGCCGCCGGCUUCGAGGUGGAGCGGCUCUGCGGCGGCUUCGAGGGCGAGGCGUUCGACGAGGAGGAGAGCGAGCACAUGGUCUACCGCGCGAGACUCGUGAGGUGA